Molecule: messenger RNA, 2244 nt
Organism: Glossina fuscipes
Lineage: Eukaryota; Metazoa; Arthropoda; Insecta; Diptera; Glossinidae
Gene: Patsas
Product: probable protein S-acyltransferase 23
Exons: 3
Biological process (GO): protein palmitoylation
Cellular component (GO): Golgi membrane
Molecular function (GO): protein binding; palmitoyltransferase activity
Source: RefSeq, a predicted model, not a curated record
UUACAAACCGAAUUUGAACGGUGCAAGUAUAAAGUAAAGGCUAACAAAAUUUCACAUUUACUUGAAAAUCCGUUGCUGUCACUAUACAGCCAUUCAGCAGUCUUUCGAGCGGCGUCGAACGUCAUUGUGGAGCGAAACGAUUUUUUUAACGUGGCUUCAACGGACAGCAUCAGGACGCAGCACAGUAAAGUUCACCCGAGUCCGGGGGCAGGAACAGCCCGCAGUGUGUGGGCUCUGCCUCUGACCUAUGAUAGCUGUAAUAUGGUAGAAGAAGAUGGCACAGUAACACAUACUCCCCACACUGAUCAGGAAGCCGAUGCGAGAAGAUCUCACACACCAGGAAGCGUAGAUGCGGACGGUGCUGUAGGAAGCUCUUCUGCUGAUGGUACAGGCGCAAAUGAGCACGAUGACGAAAACUUAUUAGUUUUCGAAGGAGCUGAUGGGUCAGUGGCCCAUUUGGACGACAUAUUCGAUAUAAUUAAAAAUGGUGAAGUGACCGAUUUGGAAAAUUUAACCGAAAAGUUCGGUAUGGAAUGUUUAUCAGGUCGAGAUCGUCAUGGAUAUACGCCAGCUCAUUGGGUGGCUCUAAAUGGUAAUGUGGAAAUGAUGCGUUAUUUAAUAGAGCAUUCAGCACCUAUUGAUUUGCCUUGUUUGGGUACGCAAGGACCGCGCCCUAUACACUGGGCUUGUCGCAAAGGUCAUGCUGCAGUUGUGCAGGUUAUGCUGCAAGCCGGGGUUAAUGUUAAUGCCGCCGAUUUUAAGGGCUUAACUCCCCUUCACGUGGCGUGCAUGUAUGGGCGUACUGCCACUGCCGCAUAUUUAUUAGGAAUGGGUGCUUUAAAUCAUCUAACUGAUAUAAAUGGGGACGCAGCUUUGCAUUGGGCUGCCUAUAAAGGUCAUUCUGACCUUAUGCGUUUAUUGAUGUAUUCAGGAGUGGAACUGCAGAAAACGGACAAUUUUGGUUCAACUCCAUUGCAUUUGGCGUGUUUAUCCGGAAAUAUGGCCUGUGUACGAUUAUUGUGUGAAAAAUCGAAUUUGGAUUUGGAACCGCGUGAUAAAAAUGGUAAAACUCCCAUUAUGUUGGCUCAAGCUCACCAGCAUCAAGACAUAGUACGUGUUCUUUAUAAUGAAGUGAAGAAAAAAUCCCGUUGGUUGCCUUCCGUAUCCGAAAUAUGGGGUUGGUUAUUUGGCGGAGCUGGCGACUCAAAAGGUCCUUUACUUCUUUUUUUAUUCUCCGUACUUUUAUGGGGUUACCCGAUGUAUAUGAUAAGAGCCAUACCAAUCACUUGGAAUAUUUUACGACGUUCUCAUUAUUGUUUCAUUUAUUGGAAUGCUGUUAUGUGGAUUAGUUGGAUUAUAGCAAAUCGGCGAGACCCUGGUUAUAUACCACUUAGCUCGGAUGCGUAUUAUCGAGCUAUCAAACAAAUUCCAUACUUUGAUAAGCUCAAGAAGCGCAACGUCAUUUUGACUCGUCUCUGUCAUAGUUGCCGUUGUUUAAGGCCGUUAAGGGCUAAACAUUGUCGCGUCUGCAACCGCUGUGUGGCCUAUUUCGAUCAUCAUUGUCCAUUCAUAUACAAUUGCGUCGGUCUACGAAAUCGAAUGUGGUUCUUCUUAUUCGUUUUAUCGGUGGCUGUAAAUUGCUCUUUUACUAUUUACUUUGCUUGCUAUUGUAUCAUGAUCGAAGGCUUCACUCUACUUUACGUGUUAGGUCUUAUCGAGGCGGUAGUAUUUUGUGGAUUGGGCUGGAUUUUAACAUGCACUUCGAUUCUUCAUGCUUGCAUGAAUUUAACAACGAAUGAAAUGUUUAAUUAUAAGCGUUAUCCAUAUCUACGCGAUAAACGAGGACGUUACCAAAAUCCUUUUUCACGCGGGCCUAUACUAAAUCUCUUGGAAUUCUUUGUUUGCUUACCCGAUCGCAGUGAUGACAAUGAUUUCUUGUUGGAGGAUAACAUUUGAUUAAGAAGUUAGGAGCGCGCCUAUCAGGCUCGUCGCCGCAAAUUGCCGCCAGUUCGUCAAUAAAAGAAUGCUAUGCCAGGUUUGAUGAUUUCGCAAUGAUGCCAAUAUCAGCUAAAAAGUCUUUUUUUGUUUAUUACUUAAAAUCUUUCAAGGAUUUAUUUGAAAAAUUAAAUGCACCGACACGCACACAAUUUUCAUUACAAAAGCUUAGCUAAGUAGAAAUUAAUACUUAUUUUGAUUAAUUCGAAAAAAUGAAUAAAAUGUUUUUAAAACACUCCUCAAUCAGCA